AUGACGCCGCAAAUGCAGACAGCAAUUGUCCAGGCUCCGGCUGGGGCAUCAGAGAAACUCCCGCUGGUCAUUUCAAGAACGGAGAUGAUCCCGCGUCCGCCGUCAGCUCAUCAUGUCCUUGUGCGUGUGCUAGCCACAGCCCUCAACCCAAAUGACCACAAGAUGAUCAUACACUUCCCAUUGCCUGGCAAGGGGGCCGGCUGUGACUUCUGUGGCGUUGUAAUGGAACAGUCGGGUAACAAGGGAUUCGGCACUGACACCCAAGACACCCUAGCCCCUGGCACCAGGGUAUGUGGUACUGUCUUUGCCUACGCAGCAACCGAUGAUGGGAACCAACACCGUCGCAUUGGAGCCUUCUCCGAAUACGUGAUCGCCGACUCACGUCUCCUGAUCCAGGUCCCCGAGCAUUGGAGUGACCUGCAGGGCGCGGCUCUAGGGGGGGUGGGUUGGUCGACUGUCGGCCUGGCAAUGUCGCAUCCUGACCAUUUCCGGUUGUUAGGAAUCCCCUCACGGCCCGCGGAAACCAGGCUGCCCGUGCUGGUAUACGGUGGCGGUACAGCGACAGGGACCAUGGCAUGCCAACUCUUGAAGCUCUCUGGAUACGCACCCAUCGCUGUCACGAACUCGAGAGCAUCGGCAGCGCUUGCGAUGCACUACGGUGCCAGUGGCACAGUAUCUACAAUUGCUCGCGACGGCAGAGAGCCCCUUGAUGAGAUCCGCAGGAUUGCGGGCGGCGAGCCGAUCCGCCAUGCACUCGACUGCAUAACCGAUGCGGGGUCGGCAUCCUUCUGCUUCGCCGCCAUCGCACGCACAGGCGGGCAUUACGCAUGCCUCGAGCAGUUCUCCAACGAGUGGCGCACACGACGCGUCGUAAGCGUCAAGGAGGUGAUGGGCUACCAGAUACUUGGCCAUCAUGUCGAUCUUGGGGGCAUGAAAUCAGCCUACACCCGCGAGGCCAGCGAGGAAGCGUUCAACCUUGGUAGGCGAUGGGCGGCAGAGAUGCAGGAGUCGGUGAACCGAGGGUUAGUUGAGCCCCACCCAGUACAGGAGGUUCCUGGCAGAUGGGACGGCAUCUUGUCCGGGCUGGCUAUGUUGCAUGCCGGCAAGGUCAGAGGCCGAAAGUUGGUUGUACGGAUUUCAGUAUGA
Molecule: messenger RNA, 1146 nt
Organism: Anthostomella pinea
Lineage: Eukaryota; Fungi; Ascomycota; Sordariomycetes; Xylariales; Xylariaceae
Source: the annotation of a GenBank genome assembly